UGUGCACGGAUUCCUUUUCUUGGGUUCCGUUACUAUGUGCCUUUGAAGAGCAGCCGUAAUAGGAUCUAUCGUGAUUCGAAAUGACUUCCAUAGCCAAGGAAAAUGGAAUCUCCUCCGAAUCCAAGGCUCCACACGUGGUUAACGGGAAUGGGACCAUCCAAACUGCUGAUCCCAAGUUAUCCAAGCCACGCUAUAAGGGAGGAGACUUCAUUCUGGCUGAAGGGGAUGAAUGUCUUGCACAACUCUCUGGAAUGGUUCUUCGUGUCACGUGUGAAAAGCCUGCCUUGGGGAUCGGACUCAUUCGGGCCAUAUUCGGGAAGGAAGACAAGGAGAUGAGAGAUGUCCCCGUGCUUGGAAUAAUAUUUUCUGCUGCGCACCGCAAAACCUUUGUUAAGUUGGAGAGAGUCCUGGGAUUGACGGUGACCUCGAAUGCUGCCCUAGAUUGUGACCCCAAUUCCGGAAUUAUCGCCUAUCCUGCAGGGUGCACAGUGGUGUUGCUCAAUCCCCGGAAGAAUAAGCAGACACACCUUCUGAAUGCAGGGAAGAAAGCAAUAUCAUGCCUCAGCUUUUCCAGUGAUGGGAGGUACUUGGCAACUGGAGAGACUGGUCACAUGCCCUCUGUCAGGGUAUGGGAUCUCCAGGAUCGCCUCCAGGUGGCCGAAUUCACUGGACAUAAAUUUGCCAUUAACUGUGUGGCAUUCUCCCCCACACAGAAACAUGUAGUAUCAGUCGGAUCCCAACAUGACAUGAUUGUGAAUGUCUGGGACUGGAGGAACAAUGCCAAAGUAGCCAGCAACAAAGUCUCAUCAAAGGUGAAAGCCAUUUCCUUUGCUGAGAAUGGGAGUUAUUUUGUCACUGUUGGGAACCGACAUGUCAAGUUCUGGUACCUGGAACAUUCACGGGGGUCAUCCAAGUUCAAGGAGCCAGUACCUUUGAUGGGUAGGUCAGCCAUUCUUGGAGAGCAAAGGAACAAUUAUUUCUGUGAUGUUGCCUGUGGUCGAGGUGAAAUGGGUGAUUCAACAUUUGCCAUCACCAAAUCAGGGCUUCUCUGUGAAUUCAACAGCCGACGCCUCCUUGACAAAUGGGUUGAAUUGCGGACAUCAAGUGCCAAUUGUCUUGUGGUUGGGGAGGAGUAUAUAUUCAUUGGUUGUGCCGAUGGGAUUGUACGGUGCUUCAGUCCACUUACCCUGCAAUUUGUCACAACAUUGCCACGAACUCACUACCUAGGUGUUGAUGUUGCACGUGGACUGACUAUCAGCCAUAUGGCAAGUCAGCCAGUCAACGCCAAAUACCCGGAUGCCAUAGCAGUCACUCUUGAUGAGGCCAACCACAAGGUCACCUGCAUCUAUAGUGACCAUAGCAUGUACAUCUGGGAUGUACAUGAUAUACGACGGGUGGGGAAGUCAUACUCAUUCCUGUUUCAUUCGGCAUGCAUCUGGGGAGUAGAGGUCUAUCCAGUCAUGGAAGGGGGUUACAAAGGAGUUCUUCCUCCUGGAAGCUUCAUGACAUGCUCCUCUGAUGAUACCAUUCGGGUUUGGAAUCUGGAUCCCAAUAUGGCUAACAAUACUCUUUACAAAAGGAACAUAUAUAGCAAUGACCUGUUGAAGGUACUCUACAUGGACUCAGAUUACACAUACUUAUGUGAUGUGAACCAGAGCUUUUCUGGGAGUACAGAAAAGACUGAUUCAUCCUGUGAUGGAAAGAAUGGAGUUCGAUGUUUAUGUGUUCGCCCUGAUGGAAAACAUCUUGCAUCUGGAGAUCGAACAGGCAAUAUCAGGAUCCAUGAGUUGCAGUUCAUGGAUGAAAUCUGCAAGAUUGAAGCCCAUGAUGCAGAGGUCUUAUGCCUAGAGUACUGCAAGCAAGGACAGACAUUCCUGGCAUCAGCUUCAAGAGAUCGCCUUAUCCACCUGUUUGAUGUUGGGAAGGAUUAUUCCCUUCAUCAGACAUUGGAUGACCACUCAUCUUCAAUCACAGCUGUCCGCUUUGUGACUGCGCAUGGGGAGCCCUUGCUUCUUUCUUGUGGAGCAGACAAGUCCAUCAUCUUCAGGCGUUCUCAGCAGGCUCUUGGACAGAAGGGAGGACCCCAGUAUUCACGAUUCCAUCAUGUCUCUGGGAAGACAACCUUGUAUGAUAUGGAGCUGGAUUUGUCCCGCAAGCACAUCCUGACAGCAUGUCAAGAUCGAAACAUUCGUGUCUACAAUGUCUCCAAUGGCAAACAUAGCAAGACAUUCAAGGGAACACUUGGCGAGGAAGGGACAUUGAUCAAGUUGGUGCUGGAUCGAAGUGGAAUGUACAUUGCAACCAGCUGCACUGACAAGAGUCUAUGUAUCUAUGAUUACUACAAUGGAGAGUGCAUGGCAACCAUGUUUGGCCAUUCAGAGUUGGUGACAGGUCUUCGCUUCAGUAAUGACUGUCGCCACUUGAUCUCAGUGUCUGGGGAUGGCUGCAUCUUUAUCUGGAAGAUCCCCACAGAAAUGACUCAGGCCAUGACCAGCCGUCUGGCACAAUUAGCAAGCAAACAUGGUCGCCGGGCUACCCAUUCCAUUCCUCGCCCAUUUGGUGGGCCAGGUCAUGACCUUAUCUCUGCCUCUGCUGUUGACCUCCUUGACCAGAAUGCCAAUGAUGUUGAAGAGUCUGAAUACAGGUUCAGUAUUGGCCAGUUGCCACUCUGGGCCAAAAAGCAGAUUGCAGAGGCUCACUCCCCACCACUACCUAUGGGUAGAGGAGGGCCAGAAUUGCCCAAAGGAAGAUGGGCUCAACGAAUUGAAUCUCAGGCCAUCACUGUCCGUUCUCACUAUGAUUCUGAUAGUGUCAUCCCCCUUCCUAUUCCUCAAGGUGAUUCAGAAUCCUCAAAGGACAGUUCUCUUGAGAGUUCUGGGUCAGAGGAACCUGAUGCUGAUUUCAUCCCUUGCCCUGACAAUUACCAGAAAAUUACCAGAGAGAUACCUGAUUUUGAGGUAAUCCCUGAUCCCUAUAACAGUAUCCAUUUCUCCUGCAUGCUAUCUCAUUAUUAGGCUCUACCCCUGCUCGUCACGUCUCUCGUCCUCGUCCUUGAAGUUGGCAUCUUUGAUCAUGGGGAAGGAAAAGAUGAGAGGCCGUUAGAGUGCCUUUUCCUCCAUGAUGCAAUCACUCCGAGUGAUAAGUACGAGACGCCAUCGGAAAGUAGCUUCCAUUUAUUUCACUUCACCCGUUCCUCCCAACGACGCCAAGACUUGGGAGAACUGGGACUUGAAGGAGAGACAGAACAUGAUGGAGAUGUAGAAGACUCGGAGAAUGAGGAUGGGGAAUCACCUGACCUGGAUCAGCCAGAGCCACUUCUCUAUUUACCUCAGAGUCAAGAACCAGCCAGUGACUUUCUGGUCAAAGAGACUGAUCAAGAGGAGUUGAGAAAGUCUCAGAGGAGGCAUAGAAAGGCAAGAGCUGAGAAGCCUUUAGACAUUUCUAUUAUAUCUGCAUCUGCAAGUCAAGAGAGCGAGGAAGAGGAUGGGGAUGUCUCUACUCCGAGUGCUGAAACUGCUGAAAGGAACAUCAUGUCUAUGCUUGCCAUCAGCACGGAGAGCCUGGAUCAGGUGGCCCUGCGAGAGACAUUCCUGAAGUCAAAUUUUGAGACCCUCCAUGAUGAUCGAGGAGGAUUCCAAUCUGGAAGUGAAACAAGUGAGAACACGAGCCUCUCCUCACGCUUCCUCAGGCAGAAUUCACGCAACUCUGACAUCAUUGAAGCUGCAAAACAGUCCUUGAAGGACCCUGAAAUCUCCAGACGACGCCUUGAGCUUCAACGACAGAUUGAAGAGACACGCAAGAAACUUCAGAGUGUUGGUUACAAGUCAAACCUGAACACAAGUCGAAGCAUUACUGAUUUGAGUUCGGUGCCAGAAAAGGAAGACUCAUCUCGCUACAAAGGAGGUAAAUUUUUCUCUCGCACUCUUCCUUCAUAUUUCCGAAAUCUUCGCAAGAAAGUGUUGAGAAUCCCCCAAUCUGCCAAGGAGCACCGAUGUGAUGACUUGACUCAAAAUCAACAAUCAGUGAAUGUGGCUCUACCUCCUAUUGGAGGCGGAUCCCAGUUACAAUCUCUGUCUUUCGAAUUUCUUGCUCAUUCCAACUCCACUGUGAUAGCAACUGAUUCAAAGCAUUCAAAAGAGAAGCAAGAAGCAUCAAAACCGCAAGAUAUGAUCACACUGGACCUUGGGCUUGGGGCUCUUUGCUAUGAGAGUUCUGGUAAACUUGGGGAAGCACAUGGGAAAACAGAUGUUGAAGUGUCAAGACCCACUCAGACAUCAGUACAAGGUGUGAAGGGACCCCGGAAACGACUAACGUGGCAUCGAUUGUCCUGCCCUGAACCCAUCCCUGAGGUCCAAGAACAUCCACAAAUGUUUGGGGAUGGGAAAGACGAUGGUGAUGUUUUCCCAAUGCCUAUCUCCAAGGAAGAGAAUUUACGUGAUUCUCCUAGACAGCAGCAUUGGAGCAAUGCAUCAUCAGGAUAUGAAAGUGGGAGUUCCUCAGCUGGACCUGGCCGUGUUCCCAGUCCUGAGUCAUUGUCCAGUAUUGACAUUCCAAGCAGAAAGGCCAUGGAGAAGCAGCAUCGCCAGCCUUCCAUCCCACGCCCCAUCUCUUAUGAAGUCUCCUUCCCUAACCAAAAGCGAUAUAUGGUGCCAAAGAUACAUAAAGAAACACUUCGAAAAUGUCAUACAUCUGAGGGCUCAGAUUCCUUGGACUCCAGUUGUACCAGUAUGGAUUUGGAAAGUGUGAAGAUUCUGGACCCAUGGAAGUCUGAUAAGAAGUCUAGCACAAGGAUGAAGAACAGUCUUGCUCGCAAGGUUCCUCUCCCUGAUGUCCUGCCCUCCAAGAGAGGGGGGAGAAAUGGGGGUGAAGGUGGUCUCCGUCGUGCUUGCUCUCUCAGUGACUUGAGCCAACCAUCUCCAGCUCAGAGACGUAUCCUCCCCUCCCCUCCCAAUCAGGUGUCAGGAAAGGCCACCACAGGGAAACCUGGCCAGGGUCAUGUGAAAUCUAUUCGCAACCCAGCUUUUCCCAAUGGAUAUGAAAGGAAUGACAACCCUAGUGAUUCAGAAGGGGAGAUUCCCAGUGUUCAUCGCUCCUCUGGUGUGGUGACCAUGUCACGUAUGACCCGGCCAACAAUGUCGUCCAUGCAGAAGCAGCAGGGACACAUGGGAGGGAGGGGGACAGCACGUGGAGACAGAGUGGGACCCAAGUCCAGCCAACACUCCUCCUUUGCUAAAUCCACAGGUGACCUCAGACGACCAGCUGAGGGCUAUUCCAGCUCUGAAGAGACCUCCUCUAAUGAAAACAAACCUAAGCCCAGUGUCCUCUACUACAGCAAAUCUAGUGGGUUGACUCCAGCAUCAAGACGUAUCAGUUCCAGUGAAAAGGAGCUGAAUCGAACAGCAAGGGAAGUGACUGAUCGCCUCAAUGUCCCAAGAGGUGCAGUUGAGAAGAGGAAUGUACGUAGGGCCUCAUCUGUGAUCACUGGUACUCGUCAAGGGUGUGAAGAGGCAAGCGAGAAUCUGAAGGAAGCAAGUGAGACAUUGGCCACUCUGUACCAGCGAGUGUCAAUGGACCUGUCCUUCAAUGAGGUGGAGCGAGCCUCAUUCCUGGCCAUUCUGCAGGCAGGGGCUCAGGAAGCUCGCAUGACCCUCGAUUCAAUUAUGUAUCCUAUGAACCCUGGAAGUGGAGAGACCUCUCGCAAGGGGAGCACCAAUAAUCCCGUCAUGAUGCAGAUGAUGCAACAAUACUCAGACCUGCUGGUGAACAUGGUCCAGCAGAGGAUGCAGUCUCCUGCCUCCUCUUCCUCAACCUUGAUGGCAUCUGCAGAUAACACUGAGGAAGUGAUAGCUGUGAAUGGACAUGAGGCCCCACCAGUUUCUCAGGCUCUCACUCCCAGCUAGGGUUUUCCUUCAAUAUUCGUUUUAGAAUCUGUGAUGGUGAUUUCCAUAGCCAUGGAUUCCCGGCUCUUGAUUUUUUUGUGUUCAGAUGUAAGAGAAAGAGUGAAGAAGGUCUUGUGCCAUUAUGAUUGUCAUGAUUUCAGGCAGCUACAGAAUAACUCACACUUUAUCUCAUGCCUAUAUUCACCAUCUGCACUUGUUGCAAGAAUUCUCAAUUGCCUUUAAUUGGAUUGCAGUUGCCAAAUGUGGUUGCCAAAUGAUGGUUCCUUUUGCCUUUUUCAUUCAUCUAUGGUGCCCAGGGAAUGUAGAAUCUGUGAAACUUUUUCAUUUUGUCUUGUAUUUAUGAAGGUUGUUUUUGGAAAGUACUGUACUAAUAAAGAUCCCACUUUUCUGAGUCAA
Molecule: messenger RNA, 6296 nt
Organism: Darwinula stevensoni
Lineage: Eukaryota; Metazoa; Arthropoda; Ostracoda; Podocopida; Darwinulidae
Source: the annotation of a GenBank genome assembly